UUGGAUGUGGUGGUGAAGAGGAAGGGGGAGGGGCUUGGUGGAGAGAUGAGCAAAUAGGUGGAGUUCAGAACAAGUGGUGAGUAGAGGUCAGGAACGAGAUACCUCCUCCUCCUCCUCUUGUUCUUCUCCAUGCUCUACGCUUAAAGAAGACUUUAAGACAUUACCAAACCUCUCCGUGGUGAUCUGCUGAAGAUGGGGGACCAAAACGUUUCUGUCAUGCUUUCAGAGGAUGAACUGGAGAAGACGAAGGAAAACAGGACAACACCGUUCUCCCAGUUCUCCGCAACUGUACGAGCCGUGGUGCGAAUUCGCCAGAAGUACCAAGCAAUGAAACGGCGCCGCAUGGAGCGGGUAGCGUCAGCGUCCCAGCACAGUGCGCAUUUAACAGUCCCGUGUGGUGAUCAGCGCUCCACCAGCCCCAAGAUCUUUACAUUUGAUGUAAUCGAUGGUAACAUUCCUGUCAAUCUAGGCAAGAAAAGGAGAAAGAAAAAGGCACGUGUCCUGUUCCCCAAUAGCAGCCGCCGAGUCUUGCCCACCAAGGAGCAGAGCCGGGCUAAGAGCUGCCUGGUCUUGCUAUGCGUUGUGGUUUUCCUGCAGGUUUACAACGCCAUUGAAAACCUGGAUGACCAUGUGCUCAAAUACGAUCUGGAGGGACUUGAGAAAACCCUUAAAAGAGAGGUUUUUGGACAGCAGGAGGUUACUGAUGGCCUGUUGGGCCAUUUAAAAGAUUAUUUGUCCACAUAUGUUCACAGUAAACCUUUGGUUAUUUCUCUUCUUGGGCCCAGUGGUGUAGGAAAGAGCCACAUAGGAAGGCUAUUGGCUCAGCACUUCCGUUCUCUGGUGGGUGAGCAGCUGGUCAUGCAGUACUUCGUGCUCCACCACUGUCCCACAGAAGGAGACAUCCCACUCUGUACCAAAACUCUGACCUCCCAUGUCUCUGAGAUGGUCACUCAGGCUGAAGAAGAGGAGAAGAUCCCCCUGUUCAUCUUUGAUGAGAUGGAGCACAUGCCUACUGAGCUGCUGGAAACUGUGCAUGGUCUCAUAGCAAAAAAAGAGAAUAACGAAUAUUUGAACGCCAUCUACAUCCUCAUCAGCAACCUGGAGCAGGAAGAGAUCACAAAGUUCGUGCUGCAGAACUCCACCAGCAUCACCAUUUCAGGCCGAGGGCACGUUAGCAAGGAGUUGAAUGCUUUGCUGCUUAGUAAUCUCAAAAAGCACCACUCACUUUGGCUGGAGGCAGAGUUGCUGCCUCUCACACUUCUGGAAAAAAGCCACGUGAUGCAAUGUUUUAUCGAUGAAAUGUCCCGGGAAGGAUUUUACCCAGAGCGCUCUCAUGUAGAAAGACUAGCAGACGAGCUGGGUUACUAUUCUGUGGGUGAACUAGAGUUUUCACGCACUGGAUGUAAGCAAGUGGUGGCAAAAGUGAAUCUUCUGUGAAACCAAUGGCUGUGAACACUGAGGUCAUGCAGAAGUCAGUACUGUUAGUAGAAGAAUAUUGGAGGAAUACACUGAUGCGUCAAGAUCAGUACUAGUCUGUGAUGGCUGGAAAAGACUGGCAUGGUUUCUUUGUUAUUUUUAUAGCUCUAAAGAGGAAUGUUAUGAAUGUUGUAUUUUAAAGAAAGUUGCUGAUUUUUUUAAUGCUAUCCCCCCGCCGAAUAUAUUUGUUAAAUAGAAAGUGUCGCCAACUUCUCUCUCACGCAUACACACACACACACACACACACACACACACACACACACACACAGUGCAGAAGGAUUCCUGUCUACUUUGUUUUGCAGUUGACUGUUACUGGUAAACUUCUGUAGGCUGGAACAUGUCAACAAAUGGUGAAUUCCCCCAAGAGAAACUAGGGUGUUGCAGCUGAGAGACCUCUUCAGGAAAAAAAAAAACUUUGAAUGGAACAUUUCAGGACAGACAUACAAAGCCAAAGGUUUCAGUGAUAUGCUUAGAACAGAUAGGAGUAUAACAAAACAAGGCUGAGGUGAAAGUACUAAAACCUGACCAUUUGUGGUUGGAAAUGUCUUGGGAUCACUGUUAAACCACUGUGAAUAAGCUGUGUCUUGGUGUUAGAGUCCUCCAUUUUAGAUCAGGAGAAGCAGUGGCAUAAUCAUGUAAUAGAUUUCCUGAAGUUCUGUUUUUUUGGAAGACAUUGCUACAGCUCUGGGGUCAGGAUCACACACACACACACACACCCCACUGUAAAAGCAUACAUCAAACCAGAGGUUUACAGUGUAAAUAAUUCAGUAGGAACUAUGAAUGACUCUGUAUGAAGGACUGAAUGAACGUUAUUAUACCAUAAUUAUAAAACACAUAAGUAAAACUACAACUCUAAAUAGUUAUCCUGUGUCAUUUCUAUAAUGUUUUUUCUUUUUAGUGAUCUGUAGCUAGAAAAUUUGAAGUAAAAUGUCUGAAUACAAUCAGGUCUGAUUAAUAAUAAUAAUAAUAAUAAUAAUAAUAAUAAUGAUAGUACAACACAUUGAAUAUGUUCAACUCAAAGUAAAUGACAUUUAUUGCUCCCAUUAACACCAGUUUUCAGUUCAAGUUUAUUGCAGGAUGUUGAAGGAUUUUUUUUGACAUGUUCUCUCACUACUCAUGUUUAAACGCCUGUGUACCAACUAUAAGCCAUUAAACUGCAACCUAUUAACAUGC
Molecule: messenger RNA, 2649 nt
Organism: Ictalurus punctatus (channel catfish)
Lineage: Eukaryota; Metazoa; Chordata; Actinopteri; Siluriformes; Ictaluridae
Gene: tor4aa
Product: torsin family 4, member Aa
Exons: 2
Coding region: 193-1437 (414 amino acids)
Cellular component (GO): nuclear envelope; endoplasmic reticulum lumen
Molecular function (GO): ATP hydrolysis activity; ATP binding
Source: RefSeq, a predicted model, not a curated record